CAGCCGUCCCCCGCUGCCAAGAGCGCCGCCGGCAACGCUGGACGCUGCCGGCUGCCGGUGCCGCCAGAGGGCGCCGGUGACGAGCGGCUCGGCUGCGGCGGCGGUGACUCGUGAAGUGCUGCAGCCAUGUUCCACCUCAUGUACCAGUUCGUGGAUAACAUGCAACGCUUGGCGAAGGACGCGACAGAGGUGCUAAAUUUAACCCCUGCAGAGAUGUCUGAACUUUUGAAAAAGUCCAACGUGCCCGUGAUCUUCAUGUUGGGCGGCCCCGGCAGCGGCAAGGGCACCCAGUGCGAGAAGAUCGCGGAAAAGUACGGCUUCACGCACCUGUCUUCGGGCGACCUGCUGCGCGCCGAGGUCGACUCUGGCUCCGACCUCGGCAAGCAGAUGAAGGAGACCAUGGACGCCGGCGACCUAGUGCCCAUGGAAACUGUGCUGCGCCUGAUCCGAGAGGGGAUGGUGCUGAAGCUGGAGAACAGCAAGGGCUUCCUCAUCGACGGCUACCCGCGGGAGGUGGACCAAGCAGUCAAGUUUGAGAGCAGGUGAGCUGUGUGCCCCUGCUCGCUGGUGCUCUACUUCGAGGUGUCAGACGCCCUGAUGACAGAGCGCCUGCUGAAGCGGGGCGAGACGUCCGGCCGCUCCGAUGACAACGCCGAGACCAUCAAGAAGCGGCUCGAGACGUUCCAUAGCGUCACCGAGCCGGUGGUGACACAUUUUGACCAGCGCCUGCAAAUAAACGGCGAGCGGGCCGUGGACGAGAUCUUCGAGGACGUCUGCAAGGAGCUGGACGCCCUGUGCAGCGCGCCGGCCGAGUGA
Pollicipes pollicipes is the source of this 816-nucleotide messenger RNA. RefSeq names its product adenylate kinase isoenzyme 1-like. NCBI's taxonomy places the organism in Eukaryota, Metazoa, Arthropoda, Thecostraca, Pollicipedomorpha, Pollicipedidae. Gene Ontology annotation, molecular function: nucleobase-containing compound kinase activity; ATP binding. The record is from RefSeq and is a predicted model, not a curated record. The transcript has 7 exons. Gene Ontology annotation, biological process: nucleobase-containing compound metabolic process.